AGUCGCGAUAAACAGAGGACGAUCGCGCCAGCGUAUCUCGCCGUCUCCUUAGCGCGGUCUUUCAUCGGUUACCAUUGGCCAAUCGUCGAACUGAUUAGGCACGUACGGACUCGCUAGCUCUUUUCCUGAUAUAACUCAGUUCCUUCGGACUGUGUGUGUGUAUACCACUGUGAUCGAGAGAGUAAGGAUUAUUACGCUUGCUCUGUGAUUACCGAGAGCUUGAGUGGGGAGAAAUUUGCCUAUCCAAAAGAGAAUUAUCAGUGACAAAUUAUUUUAGCCGUGCGGGUAAUGGCUGAAUGCAAGGAGCAGGCUACUUAUAUGUUUAACAACUUCGAGUUGAAGAGAUGGCUUCACGGAGACGAAAAUCGUCGUCGUACGCUGCUGGUCAAGCUAAAGGAUGAUCUGCGGAAGCUGGGAUUAUCGAGGCGGGCGACACGAGCAGGACUCGUGCAACUUGCGAUGAAGCCAUGCGUGAUUCUAAAACGAUUGUCAGGUCCCCGUUGCAGAAAGAAGUUACUGCAAUCAUCGCAUAAUAAGCAUAAUUUCGUUCACAACGAAAGGUUGCAAAACAAUCAUCGAGACGAUGCCGAAAACAACCGAUUAGAAGACAACUCGCAAGAUAUUGUUCAACACACAUCCGAUGCACAAAUUCCAAACGCUGCUGUUGGAACAAUAUUGAUUAAUGCGGUGGACGCUAAUAAAACGUGUCAAAAUAAGAUUCAAGAGUGUUAUUUAUCCAGAAAAGAAUCGUCAGAUGGCACUAAACAAGAUUUUAGUCAAAAAGUAACAACAAAUGUUUCUCAUAUUGAUGUUACAUCAACAAAUUAUAGAGAUAUUUCUGCAAAAAAAUCUGCUAUUGAAGCGUCACCUAGCUUUUCCUCGUCGGAGGAUGAAUCGCUGAAUAAACAUAUACAAAAUAUUGUUCAUGAAUUUAUAAACAAAUCAUCAGAUAUAAUUAUACCAAUUCAAUUGAAGGAACAUUCAGACUCUAAAAGUAGCAUCGAUCCCUUGAAAGAUAUUUUUAGAAGAGAACAUAAGGAAAAGAAAGAAUGUGAAGUAAGACAAGAAUUUUCCCCAGUAAAAAGCAAACUGUUAGAUAUAUCACAAGAAGAUUCCUAUAAAUCUAAAACUGAUAAUAUCCUUGAUAGUAAUAUUAGCUCAAGCAAUGCAAUAAUUUCAGAAUCAAAAACAUAUGCAAAAGUAAAAGUAAUUAAUUUCAUAGGUAAGAUUCAAAACGUGUCUGCUUCAGAAAAAUCAGAAAAGUCAAUUGAACAUAUCGAUACAGUGUUACAUCAAAUGCUCAUAAAGGAAGAUGUUAAUAAAGCAAAAAUAUAUUUAGAAUCUAAAAAUCCGCAAACAGAGAGUCAACCUAUCGAAACAAAUUCUAAAACAACAAUUAAAAGAAAGAUACGUUCCGGAAGUUUAGAUCGCAAUAUAUCGUUGAUAAAGGUACGAAGAGAGAAUGAAGUGAAUAUGUCACCAAAAAAAGUAGUAGCAGAUAGUACUAUUGGAAUAUCUCACUAUGAAAUGCUAUCCGAUAAUGAAUUAGUUCACACAACAAAUCAAAGAAAUGAGGCGAGCACGAAAUGUAUAAUAAGAGAAAGAGGAAGUUCUAAAUUCCUGAAGCGAAUAAGGGAACGACAUAGGAAAGAAAAUAAUAUGAAGAUUAUAAAGAUACGAGCAAAAUUUCAUGAAUGUUUUCGACGCAAUUUCGACCCCGACACAAGUGAAAGUGAAGAGGAACGCGAAAUUCUGUUGAAUCUGAAGAAAAAUAAACAACAGUUUGAUGAGCCAUUACAUAAUAAUAUAACAGAAGAAAAGGUAGAAUAUAUUUUUGAAAGAAAUAAGUUAACACAUGAUUUAUCGGCUAAUAACUGGCAGAAAAAUAUAGAGAGCACAAUACCAGAUAAAAUAAGGUCCGACAACUUACACGAUUCUACUGUAUCCGACAAAGAAUACACUCUGCACGAUGCUGUAACAGAAAAACAGAUAGAAGAUAGUACAUCGUUAGAUAAAUGUGCUACGUUAAUUAACAAUUCACAGGAAAGUACAGAGAACAUAAACUUAGAUAAUUUAUGCGAUUCUAGCACAUGCGCUGAAAAGUUUGAUACUAUGAGCGAUGUUACAACAGAUGAAGAAAUAUCGAUAUGUAAACGUAUAAACACUUCUAUCAAUGAUCCACAAAAAGAUAUAUCAGAGAACAUGUACUCUGAUAUUUCAUGCGAUUCCGAUGCAUGCACCGAAAAAUAUUCUCCGUCCAAUGUUACAACAGACGAGGAGGCAGAAAAAGCAUUGAUUUGUGAACGUGGCACGUCAGAUAAUAAUUUUCAGAAAAAUGUAAAAAAAAAUAAAAAGAACGCAAUUUGGGCUAAAAUAAAAUUUAAGAAUUCAAACAAUUCCUCUACAUACAAAGAAAAGUAUUAUGCUAUGACAGAAAAGAACAUAGAAGAUGGAGCAGCAGUAUGUAAUUAUAAUAUGUCGACUAAUAAUUUGCAAGGAAAUAUAGAUGUACCGGCUGAAAUAAGAUCUGAUAAUUCAAGCGAUUCUUCUAAUUGUAACAAGAAGUAUUGUGCUACAAAUGUUAUUGUAACAAGAAAGGAAAUAAAAAAUAAAGCAUUGAUAUAUACGAAUAAUACGUUAACUAAUAAUUCACAGGAAAAUAUAGAGAACGCAAUACCAGCUAAAGCAAAAUCUAAUAAUUUAGGGAAUUUCAUUGCAAGAACCAAAAAAUGUGAUAUUACAACAAAAAAGAAGAUAAAUAAUGACGAAUCAAUUAAUGAUGAAUCGAUAUGCAUGUUACCUGAUAAUUCACAGAAAAAUAUAGAGAGCGCAAUACCGCUUGAAGUGAUGGCCGAUAAUUCGUGCAAUUCCACUGUAAAUACCGGAAAAUACGUUAAACACAAUACUAUAACAGAUGAAAAGAGAGAUGGAGCAUCAUCGAUAUAUAAACACAGCACAUCUAAUGAUUCGCAAGAACAUAUAAAGAGCACAAUAUCGGCUGAAGUAAAUUUCGAUAAUUCGUGCAUUUCCAUUUCAAAUAUCGAAAAAUAUUCUACGGACAAUAUUGUAACAGACGAAAAGACAGAAGAUGGAGUAUCAACAUGUAAAUGUGAUACACCUGUCAAUAAUUCACAGGAAAAUAUAGAGAGUGUAAUACCAGUUGAAGUACAAUUCGAUAAUUCAUGCGACUCUGAGUGCGAAAUUCAUUCCACUGUAAGUGUCGAAAACCAUGACUCUAUGCACGAUAUUGCAAAAGAUGACAAAGUAAAAAAUAGAGCAAUAUGUAAGCAUAACAUGUCAGCUAAUGAGUCAGAAAAUAUAGAAAAUGUAGUCUCGGCAGAAAAACAGGGUAUACAGAAUUCUUCGUCAAUUAACGACACGGAAAAUAAUAGUAAAUGUGAUAUUAGCGCGAAACAUAAUAUGCCGUCCACGAUUGAAAUAAAUUUAGAUGAAAAUAUGAGUAUAGAAAAUAUAUAUUUAAAUAAAAAUAUAAAAAAAAAAGCAGAUACCACUUACAAGAAAGCGGAAGAAGUAAGUGUACAAUCUGCAUUACAAAAUCUGCAAAAGAAUCAAGAAAUGCGCAAUGUCGAAAGUAUUGAUUUAGCGCAACGCAAAAACAUGCAAAAAAAUGCAACGUCAAAUUUGGAAUUGCUAAUCAUGUCUACAUUUGAAUCAACAUCGUACAAUGUUGGCAAAAAAGACAAUCGUGACAUGUUAGAAAAAAAUGUCGAAAAUUUAUCGUUAUCAAGUAACGAUAACAUUGGGAAAGACGAAAAAACAAUUGAUCAGCUUUCAAUGAUAACAUCAAAAUUAAAAAAAAAUUCUUCGGAAGAAAAAAGUAACGAUUCUUUUUCGAUAUCACAGUCAAAUUCAUCUAGCAAAUCAAAUUAUAGUGAUAAUUGCUCAUUGGACAUUCACUUAACAGAUGAUGACAACAGUAGUGAUAUUGAAGUAGAAAUAAAAAUAAAACCCAAAUUAAAAUCUCGAGUAUCACGGAAAUUUUCAUUAAAAGCACCUUGGUCUGCAGUAAAUACAUGUAUCAAAAACUUACACACACUUAAGGAUAACCCAAGCUUUCUUAAUGAACUUUUGCAGAUGGAUCAUAGAACAUUUGAAAAGUCUAAUCGCAAGAUCACAAAUACAAGAGAAAAAGAAGACAAUACGUCAUUAGAUAAUGUUAAUGUUACUGCCGAGACUGACGAAAUCAUAUGUGAUUCUAGUCCUACUACUAAAGAUGAUGAAAAUCAUUCUCAACAACGAAAUUCUCCAGACCGUCCAAUUUUAAACGAAGAUAGAAAUAUGAUAGCCUAUGAUGAUGAAAAAGAAAAAGAUGAAUGCACUCAAUCUCUCAUACAGACGACUCCAAUAAUAACUGAAAACAAUCUUGACUCAAGUAGACUUGUGUGCGAUACAUCCGAUUUGGGAAAACAGUCACAAAAGGUUAUCACAAACGACAAACAGAAAAACAACGAAGAACAAAAUUUUCAAGAUAAAACAACUUUAGAGGGAACUAAAAAUGUGGUGGAGCAUAAUCAGGUUGAAGAAGUUGAAAUAUUGUCUGUCGAGAGAAAGAAACCGCAGAUAACGACAGAAAAUAGUUCUAAAUCAAUUAAAGCUGCAUACGACACGCCUGAUGUAGCAGAACAGUUACCACAAACUUCCUCGGAUAUGACACAUAAGAAAGUACGAGUCCGUUCUAUUGCGGAACUUAGUUGUCAGUGUGUCGAGAAAUCUAGUCCGAAUGCAUCAAUUCCAAGGAGUGUAUGCUCAGCAUUCUGUCAGUCAGCAUCUCAAUCGGCAACUAUUCAUUCAAUAUCUUCUCAAUCAGCACCUCAAUCAACAUCUUUUCAACCAGCACCUCCAUCAGUGUUUUUUCAAUCAGCACCUUCUCAAUCGAUACUUUUUCAACCAGUACUUCCUCAAUCAACAUGUCCUCAGUUAGGACAUCCUUCAUUAGUACCUCCUCGAUUUACAUCUUCUCAAUCAACAUCUUCUCAGUCAGUAUCCAAACGGCCACCGCCAUCAUCGUAUAACGCCACUUUUAAACAUACAUACCUCUCACCUAAUACAAGUUCCGCGGUUGCACCGGUUGAAAUUAAUACUCCAAAUAAUAACAACGCUCUCAGAAAUUUAAUACAGAUUACAAUAAAAAAUAUCUGCACCCAUGUUGGAUAUUGCCGCAGUCUUAAUCAAUAUAAUCAUGUAAGAAUAAAUUUUCCUAAAGAUUACGUACAAGGAUUAUCUACAACUAUGCAACAAAUAAGUCAAGACUUAGAAAACUUGAAAACAUGGCUGAAUAUGAAGGAUAUUGACAGCACGUUGAUUCAUAUUAAUUUUUAUAUGCCAAAAAAUCAACCAGUGACAGUUUCGGAAUUGAAGAACUAUGUGCAAAUUUGUUAUGACUUAUACUUUUCACAACAAAAUUAUGCAAACUCGUUACAAUAUCCGAAUAUUAGCAGAUUACUUUCAAAUGCAUCAUUGUCGAAUGUCAACGCGCAACAGUUUUCGAGAAAUGCUUCAUUUCCAGAUGCGAGAAUACCAAAUCGUGAUACAUUCAUGCAAUCUUCAACAAUGCCAUGUCCAGCACCAACGAUCCCAAAUAUCAGCCAGCAGCAAUUGAUCAGAAAUUCGGCUAAUUCUACACAAGUACCACACUCGAGACAAUCUAGGCCAAAUAUUCAUCAAUCAUAUAUGUCUUAUGUACCACCUACAGCACAGUCACAUAUGCCGAACGUUAAUCAACAACAAUCUUUAGAAAAUACGAGUCAUCCGGUACAAGGCCGAUAUAUGCCAGCAAAUAUGUUGAAUGUUGGCGUUCAACAGGGUUUGGUAAUUAUGAGUAAUAUUUCAUCAUCGAAUGUUAAUAUGCACUCGUAUGAAUCAGUAAAUCAAGGAAACACAAACGUGUCUCCUACAACUAACACGAGACAAGUAUACACCACUUUGCAACAAAAUACAAUUAGCAAUACUGCAACUGCAUCUGCUGCUAAUAACAUGGAACAACAGAAACAAAUGUAUCCUCAGACAUCGCAAAUAAACUCAAGAACAACAGUUUAUCCACCGCCUAUGACAAAUCAAAAUAAUUCUCUUGGAAUACGCCAAACUGUGCCAGGCUAUGACAAUGUCAACUUAACUGGAUCUUUCACAAUAAAUCCUGAUACCUCAAGAACCAACGCUGCAAUGGGAAAUGCUAGACAUAGGAGCACAAAUGUGAAUCAGCAGCAAGUAAACUGCAAUCCACAAGUAUCUCAAAUAUCUUCAGGAAAAACGCAGUUUUUGCCGCAAUACGAUCCAAAACAAACUUAUUUUAUUGUAUCUCAAUCUGCACAUUGCAACAUACAAACGCAUCCUGUUCAGAAUACUUUGCCAGAUCAAAACGUGUGGCAGAUACCGCAGCAGCAAUUGGCGGCAAAUCAAGGGAAUACAAGAAUGUCUCCUACAACCAACAGGAAACAGUCAUACGUCGUGUGGAGAAAUGUAAUUAGCAAUACUGCAAUCGAAAAAAGUCAAAGAUACAUCUUGCCCAAAGAUACAUCCACAUGUCCAAUUGAUCUAUCGAUUAACGAUAUCCCGCAGAAUAUGCAACAAAACAUGUCGCAACAUAAAUUGCCAGUAAAUCAAGGGAAUGCAAACAUGCUUCCUACAAUCAAUACGAAACAAUCACACAUCACAUCAAAAAAUCCAAUUAACAGUACAACCGUAAAAAGCCAGCGUGUAAUAUCCGAAGAUAUAUCUAUAUGUCCAAUUAAUCUAUCGAUUAACAAUACAUUGCAAAAUAUGCAAGAAAACGUACUGAAUAAAGAAGCAGAGAUAGCAGAGUCACAAAAUACAAAUCUCAUGCAAAAGAAGUCACAAUCUAUAAAUCUGCAACAAGAUGCACAUCAAGAAAUUCUAAGCGGAUGCAAUAAACUGCAAAAUGUUAGCACUGUUUCGGAAACUUCUACGCAAAGAUUGAGUAUUUUACAAAGUAUGAUGUCUACAAUAUCUCCAAAAAAAAAUAAUGCAGUGUUAUUUUUGUCCGAAAUCGAACGAAAAAAGCAAAGAAACAAAGUUACGUUCUCUAAUAAUCUGGCGAUUCUAACGGACAUUCAGAAAAUUCUAUUGCGUGAUCAAAUAAAAUCGUAUUUUAUCAUGUGGGACGAACUGAAAAAUUUACUUAGCAAGCAGGAAUUCGAACGAGUACAUAAUGAGAGAAUAAUAUUGUUUUACUCGUACUUAAAUUUAGAUGAUUACAUAAAGAGCAUGAUAAACGAGUCACAGACCGUUAAAAAAUCCGUCGAAAAAAGUUCACAAGAUAAUACGUCACAAAACAAGUCAACAUUACAAGCGAAUACAAUAGAAACAUCCGUAGACAAGUUAACGAAGGCUCAACUUAAUCAAGACAAUGAAAAUAGUUUAGAAUGUAAUAGGAUUUUAGAAAAGCAAUCAGAACAAAGUAUUGAUCCGAAUAUUUCAAAGAGUCCAAAAUUUACGGCGGUAAAGAGUAAUUUAGAAGCAUCAAAUGAAAAGUCACCUUAUACGUCUGUGAUAACUAAGAAAUCCCUUCCAAAAAACAUAAGAUUACAAGAACAAGAUAAUACACUAAAGAAGCAAUCCAAAAAAAGUUCAUUGAUCGAUAUGGAAAAAGAAUCUCAGAGUACAAAAACAUUGUCGCCGGAAAAGAAGUUGAUCUCAGAAAUGUCUGCCAAGAAUUUGAAAACGAAAACGCAAGAUAAUGCGAAAAUUAACGAGUUUCUAAAAGUGACAAGUUUAUAUGAUUCCUCCCUUCUUAAACAAAGUCUACCGAAUUUAUUACAGGAUGUGUCAACUGAGAACACAAAAGAUCAAUCAGAAAUUACAACAAAUAAUAUAAACAAGAGAUUUAGUAAUGUAGAAAUGGAAAACAUACGCGAAACUUCUGACAUUGUAACAUUAAAUAGUAGCAAACAAAACGAUGCGACAUCACAAGCUCAGUAUAACACGAAAGAUCAAAAUGAAAAACUACAAUCUGAUCCAUUGAAUAUAUUGCGUAUUUCAGAAUCGUCCUCAUCAAACAUCAUACAGGAAUCGAUAUCUCCGAGAAAAUAUCUCGGAAAGAAAUGUGAAUCUACCGAAAUAUCGGAGCCACAUAUCGCAGAUGAGGAACACGUCGAAGCAACAUCAGAAUUUUGCUUAAAUAUACAGCAACAAGAUCCUACGAAUGAACGAAGUAAUGAUUCUACUGAAACAUUUGAAAGUUUUGGGAAACUGUAUAUUGACGAAAGUGCGAUGCAAAACCAGUGCGAUAAGAUAUCGUCUUUUGAAGAAGAUAACUUAAAAUCACAAGAUUCAAUAGAACUAUUUGAUACAAUAAGCUGCGAUUCUGUGAAAGUAACAUCAUUCUCUCUUCUCAAAAACACUGCUAAGGAAGAUUUAUCUAAUACACAUCAAGAUUUCAAAACUGAAACACAAGACAUUGAGGAAUUCAAUGAACAUGAGGAACUCAAUGAACACCAGUCGUUAGAAAUAGAAAAGAUGCAGCUACAGAAUGUAUCAUUGAAGUUUGAAGAUGAAUGCAAUAUGAGAGAAAGUGUGAUACAAUCGAGCAAUACUAUAAAGAAACAUGAAGAUAUAAUAGAAGAAAAUGAUGAGCUAUUAAUAGUAGAGGAGGUCGAUUUUCAAGAAAUGUCAUUAAAACAUAAAGUUUCAAAAGACACAUUGCAUGUCGAAGAGAGCAUGAUAGAGUCGAUCUAUUUAAAACAUCCUGAAGAUAUAGAAGAGAAAAAGAUAGAAAUAAACACUCAAAAGCUUCCUGAAAAUAUAGAAGAAGAAAAGACGGAAAUAGAUACUUACAGUAUUAUUGAAAUGGCCAAUAAAAAUAGUGAGCAAUCACUAUUAACAAUAGAGGAGAUCGGAUUUCAGAAAAUAUCAAAAUUUAGAGAUCCGGAAGAUACAUCAAGUAUCGAAGACAACUCAAUAGAGUCAAUUUACUUACAACUUCCUGAAGAUAUAGAAGAGGAAAUGAUAAAUAUAGACACUCAAGAACUUCUUGAAGAUAUAGAAAAGAAAAAGACGAAAAUGGAUACUCACAGUGGUAUUAAAGCAAUCAAUGAACAGCUCAAACAUGUAUCCGAACAAAAAUAUGGAAAAUCGCGUACUCGUGCACUUAAUUCCUUUCCAAGAGACGAUUCUCUCGAUGUAAAUGAAACAGAAGUUUCCGCCAAAACUGAUUUUCUUGACGCCGAUGAUGUUGAAUAUCUUUCCCUGAAAAGCGAUGACUCCAAUAGCAUGCCGAGUAUCUUGAACAUUAGGAGAAUUUCGGAUGAGAUAGAUGAGAGGCUCUGUUUACGCUGCAAACGCAAAAGUGUGGUAUAUUGUCAGGCUUGCUUGGAAGCUCAUUAUUGCUCCAAACGUUGUUCAUCUUUACAUUGGAACGCGGAACACUACAAGCAAUGCAAGGGUCGUAAUUCGAUUAUCUGUAUCGAUGAGUAG
Molecule: messenger RNA, 9450 nt
Organism: Mycetomoellerius zeteki
Lineage: Eukaryota; Metazoa; Arthropoda; Insecta; Hymenoptera; Formicidae
Exons: 5
Coding region: 289-9450 (3053 amino acids)
Source: RefSeq, a predicted model, not a curated record